This is a messenger RNA of Mustela erminea (ermine), 2082 nucleotides long. RefSeq names its product translation initiation factor IF-2-like. The transcript has 4 exons. Bases 1 to 2082 code for a protein of 693 amino acids. The record is from RefSeq and is a predicted model, not a curated record. NCBI's taxonomy places the organism in Eukaryota, Metazoa, Chordata, Mammalia, Carnivora, Mustelidae.
AUGGGCAGUGGCUGUGAUCUGGACUGCCUGACUGCGUCUGAUCCUCAGAUGCCGGGUGCACGCCAGGCGCAGGACGUGCACGUCACGGAUCUUAAAGCAGUUUCAGAAGUAAAGUGGACCCACGGCGGCUUAGGAGCGGGGUCCAAAAUCCGGGACACGCGGUGGAGGCGCUGCCUGACCCGGUGGUGGGUUCACCGUGCAGCUUCACCUGCCGCCACUCCGGCAGGACUGCAUCGGUCCCCGAAAUUUCUGCAGAGCCCCGCACCUGCCCUUGCUCCUCCCCCCAACUCUCGCGCGCUCCAGACUGGAAAACCCGCCAGCGGAGCCCCGGGGACUCGGGGCAAUGACCGUCCGCGCCACCGUCACGGCAAUGCCGACAGGGCCGCAGGGCCCGGAGGGCUCGCGGUGGCCGAGCGCUCUGCCGGCUUCGGGAAGCCCCGGCACUGCCCCGACCUCGCCGCUGAGGCGGCGGAGGGGACAGAGAAGCCCGCCCCGCGGCCCCCCCGGCCUCCCGCGGGGACGCGCACGGCCGGAGCGGGGGACGCUCGCUGCCCGCCCGCCGCGUCUGAAGCCCCAGGAUCCGGAGCCUGCGCGCGGAGGGUCCUCGCUCCGCACCGGCCGGACUUCGGGAAGGUUCCGCGGGACGCUGCCCGCCCCCAGCCGCCCCGGGACGGCCGCGGCGCUCCCCCGGGGCUCGGGGUCACCGUCGGUCCCCACGCGUCCGCAGGCGAACCCGCCCGGGAGCGCAAGGAGGCUGCGCCGCCGACGCCCACGCGCGGCGGAGGGAGCGCGCGGCGCGAGCACGGAGCACCGCGCGGUUUCCGAGGCAACGGGCUUGGCGCCUGCGCAGCUCAUUCCCGCGGCGCCCCGGGGCCGGACCUCGCAGGCCCCGCCCCCCCCCUCCCCGGCGCGGGGCCGUCUCGCGAGCGGAAGCGCUCGGGGCGGAAGCGCUCGGAGCGGAAGCGGAAGUGCGCGGCUGGCAGCGGCUGGGCCGAGGGCGGCGCGGGCGCGUCCCUGGCUCCCCGCCGCCCGCGCCGGGCACCGGGGCGCUCGCCGCCCAUCGACCCCCGGGCGUCUCCGUCGCCGGCACCGCACGUCCCGGCCGCCCGACCCUGCGGCUCUGCCCCUUGCUUUCUCCUCUUCGGCGCCCGCCCGACCCUCCUCUCCCCGCGGGGACGGGCGCCGGCUCCGGGGCGCGCCCUGCGGUGUCGUCCCCGGGGGCGUCCUCCGACCCGCGCGCCCGCGGCGCAGAGCUGCGGCGCCCUGGCCGCGGCCGUGGGGCCCUUGCAGGGGCGAAGGCGGGCGGGCGGCCGCGCGGAGGCCCGGGGAGUGUCUGUGCGGGACGCGUUCGCGCAGGAGGACUUGGCGCUGGAAGCCGGGCCGGAGGCCGCUCCUCCGAGGGGGGACCGAGGGGACCGUGUGCGCGGGCGCCCGGGGAGGUGGGGGAGGGACGCGCGGCUCCGACAGGGCCUGGCGGGAAGCCCUGGGGAGUUCGGGGCGAGGGGGCCGCGGAGGGUCGGCCCGGCCCGGCGGCUGUGGGGGAGUGUCCUGCGCCGGGAGGAGAGCCGCCGCCGCCCGCAGGGGAGACGUCCUGGGGCCGAGAACCCGAGGACGGCCGUGCAGAGCGGUUUGGCGGGGAAGGCAGGAGCCUUUGGUCCCGGGCAUGGCGCCCAGAUCCUCGCCCGCGCUGUGUGUGGCCGUUUCCUCCCCGCCCGUCGCUUGCCGUCCCGGAGCUCUGCCGCCGCGGUUCCCCGGCCCGCGGCCCCUGGCGCCCGGAACGCCCCUUCUGCCCCACCCCCGGCGAGUUGUGUCUGCGGAAAGCACCGACGCGACCUCGGCUGCGCCCCGGCCCGCCCGCUCACCUUCGCGUCCGCGCUCCUCGACCACCUCACCGCCGCCUUCCUUGCUGUCAUUCCCGGCCGGGCGGCCGUCCAGACCUGCGGAGACCCGGGAUCCCUCCUGGCCUCGGGUUUCUCCUCUGUUAGACGGACCAGACGGCCGGCGGUGACCUCGAGGGCACCUGUGCUUUUCCGUAUUCGGAGGUUCUGCCCCGUCCCUGAGCCCGACUCAGGGUGUCGGUGA